Molecule: messenger RNA, 1531 nt
Organism: Salvelinus sp. IW2-2015
Lineage: Eukaryota; Metazoa; Chordata; Actinopteri; Salmoniformes; Salmonidae
Product: free fatty acid receptor 2-like
Biological process (GO): G protein-coupled receptor signaling pathway; cellular response to fatty acid
Cellular component (GO): plasma membrane
Molecular function (GO): G protein-coupled receptor activity
Source: RefSeq, a predicted model, not a curated record
AGCUUGGGUUUGAACUAUAAAAAAUGGAAUAGGAGCUGAUUUCAUGGAUGGUUUCAUUUUCAUUUCAACAUUUCUUCAGCAAGCUGCAUCCAUUACAUCAUCAUUUGAGAUAAUGGUUGAUCUUAAUUUAGAGUUGACCAUUUUUCAGCCAAAACUGUGUGCUAUAUGAUCAAAUAUAGAUAAUAGUUGCUGUCAUUCUCUGCUCGUCCUCAGUUGGAAGCCAUGGUGGUGAGGAGUGGGUUGAUUCUGUCUGUCUACAUCAUCACCUUCCUGAUGGGCCUGCCUGGCAACAUCCUGGCACUCUACGCCUUCAGCGUCAAGAUCCGCAAAAAGCCCACUCCUACAGACAUCCUCCUGCUCAACCUGACUGUGUCCGACCUUAUCUUCCUGCUCUUCCUGCCCCUCAAGAUGCACGAGGCAGCCUCCGGCAUGGUAUGGACUCUCCCCAGGUAUCUCUGCAACAUUACCUCUUUCGUCUUCUUCUCCACCAURUACACCAGCUCCCUCCUGCUGAUGGUGGUCAGUGUUGACCGCUACCUGUGUGUGGCCUUCCCUGUCCAGUACAGGCUCCGCCGCAAGCCCUUGUAUGGAGUGGUGAGCAGCCUGGUGGUGUGGGUCUUCAGCCUGGUCCACCUCUGCUUCAUCUACAUCGUGGAGAACCAGACCUCAUCUGAGUUCUAUGCCUGCUAUGACAACUUCACCCAGGAGCAGCUGAAGGUGGUGCUUCCCAUGCGCUUGGAGCUGUGUGUGGUUCUAUACAUCGUGCCACUGCUGGUCUGUGUGUUCUGCUACCUGAACUUCAUCCUCAUCCUCAAUAGGACCCCUAACCUUUGUGCAGAGAAAAGGAAGAGAGCCGUCGGAAUGGCUAUGGGGACCUUACUUGUUUUUGUUGUCUGCUUCCUGCCCUAUAACGUCACCCAUGUACAGGGGUUCAUCAUCCAAGACAACGUGGAGUGGCGGCUCUACGCUCUGCUCCUGACCACGGUCAACACCGUCCUGGAUCCUGUGACGUUCUACUUCUCCUCCUCCAUGUUCCAGGCCACCAUGAAGAGGAUCCUGACUGGGAAGCGAAGGAACAGCUCCCCUGGUGUCUCCAUGACAGCUCAAAACAACACUAGAGACAUAGAGGGACACAGUAACCCACCCACAACUGAGGGGGGUUUGUCUGACAAGUGACAGAGCUUUUAAUGACAAUUGAAGACUUCCUAAUAUGGAUGCCAUAUUACUGGGCAGACAGUCACCAGUUCACAGACAAUGAUGUAGACUAGAGAGAGACCUGCCAACAGCAUACCUGCCAAUAGAAUACCAACCUACAUCCCACUGCUCACUUAACUAUGAAGCUAAGCAGGGUUGGUCCUAGUUGGUCCCUGGAUGGAGACCAGAUGCUGCUGGAAUGGGAUGUCAAACGGGUUUCUUGGCUCUCAGUGGUCACAAAGAGCCCAUGGCACUUAUAAUUAGAGUAGGGGUGCCAACCCCGGUGUCCUGGCUAAAUUCCCAAUCUGGACCGCAUACCAUCAUGGCCACCUAAUUA